Balaenoptera musculus (blue whale) is the source of this 2349-nucleotide messenger RNA. RefSeq names its product growth arrest specific 2 (gene GAS2). The record is from RefSeq and is a predicted model, not a curated record. The transcript is spliced from 11 exons. Bases 385 to 1380 code for a protein of 331 amino acids. Gene Ontology annotation, molecular function: cytoskeletal adaptor activity; actin filament binding; microtubule binding. Lineage: Eukaryota; Metazoa; Chordata; Mammalia; Artiodactyla; Balaenopteridae. Gene Ontology annotation, cellular component: actin filament. Gene Ontology annotation, biological process: actin crosslink formation.
ACCUUAACUGACACAGUCGUCUGAGUUUUCAACCAUUCUCAUAAUUAAUGCAAUAAUCCAGAAAUCAAAAACCUACUUUAUGCACUACCCAUGAUUCAAACUGAAACCUUGGCUCUUCCUGGUUCUUGAACCUGCUGGCGUCCAGAGUGGAACUACAUCAUCAGAUCUGGGACUCCAGGUUGACAGCUCACCCUGCAGAUCUUGGGACUUGUCGGCAUGCAUAAUCACAUGAGCCAAUUCUGUAAAAUAAAUAUCUAUCAGUCUCUGGGCUAUUCAGUCUGCUCAGGCUACAGGAGCCAAUUAGGAAGAUGCCUUCCUUGACUCUCGUCUGUCCUCUCCUGCAGCUAAAGCCAAAAGAAAAGAGGUAUUACAAGUGGAUAAAUAAUGUGCACUGCUCUGAGCCCAAAGGUACGCAGUGGACCUGGCCUCUCUGAUAUGCAUCAGUACAACCAGUGGCUGGCCAGCAGACAUGAAGCUAAUUUGCUACCGAUGAAAGAAGAUCUGGCCUUGUGGUUAACCAAUCUGUUAGGGAAGGAGAUUACGGCAGAAACUUUUAUGGAGAAAUUGGAUAAUGGUGCCUUGCUCUGUCGACUUGCAGAAACUGUGCAGGAGAAAUUCAAAGAGAGCAUGGAUGUUAACAAGCCCGCCAAGAAUCUGCCCUUAAAGAAGAUUCCAUGCAAGGCCAGUGCACCCUCAGGAUCCUUUUUUGCCAGAGACAAUACAGCAAACUUCUUAUCCUGGUGCCGAGAUUUAGGGGUAGAUGAAACAUGUCUGUUUGAAUCGGAAGGUUUGGUCCUCCACAAGCAACCCAGAGAAGUGUGUCUCUGUUUGCUAGAGCUUGGCCGGAUUGCAGCCAGGUAUGGUGUGGAGCCUCCUGGUUUGAUAAAAUUGGAAAAAGAAAUUGAACAAGAAGAAACACUCUCUGCCCCUUCUCCUUCACCUUCUCCUUCAUCAAAGUCUUCUGGAAAAAAGAGUACGGGAAACUUACUGGAUGAUGCAGUGAAACGGAUUUCUGAAGAUCCUCCUUGCAAAUGCCCGAGCAAGUUCUGUGUGGAGAGGCUCUCGCAAGGAAGAUACCGAGUGGGAGAAAAGAUCCUCUUCAUUAGGGGUCUUCAUGGUUGUGACUAUAUCUCCACAGCCAAAGCAAAGCAGACGUUUAAGAUGCUGCACAACAAGCAUGUCAUGGUCCGUGUGGGAGGAGGUUGGGAAACUUUUGCAGGGUAUUUGUUGAAACACGACCCCUGCCGGAUGCUGCAGAUCUCCCGUGUGGAUGGCAAGACAUCCCCCAUCCAGAGCAAAUCUCCAACCCUUAAGGACAUGAAUCCAGAUAAUUACCUGGUGGUCUCUGCCAAUUAUAAGGGAAAGAAGGAAAUUAAAUGAAACUAGUUGGUCACUACAAGGGGACUCUCAUAAUGGCCUGUAUCCACAUCUCCAGUAGUCAGUUUAGUUCACAUGCUCUGAAAAUUACUUUGGAAAAAGACAUAACAGACAGAAAGAUGUCAUCAUGUUGAAACAUGCUCAAAGAGUAGCACUAUUUAUUUUGAAUGCUUCUGUAGAAAAUGACCUAUUAAGAGAAAUUCUCAACUCAGAUUUAAAUUCGACAAACUGUAGGCAAAUCAUUGUUUCUCAAUAUGUGAACAUGGUAUUUAGCACACAAUAUUAGCAAUACAAUUCUAGCUAAAGAUAAAAAUUAUUAGAAGAAAAUAAGAUUUACAGUUAAGUCAACAGAAAGUACCUGCCUAAUGUGUACAGAAUAACAGCACCCCAGAUAUUUUUUAUAAUUGCAGGAUUUUUAUGCUGAUUUUUAAAAAGUGACAAUUAGUGUGAUGAUGUGCUACUAAAAAUAUCCAACAGCACUAUAAAUUAAAGUACAGUGUAUCCACGACAGUAAUACGUUACUGGAAAGGCCACUUCAGAAAAGUUUACAUUCACUUGGAAGAAUGCCUUAAAGUUUAUCCCUUAUCUCUGAACAAACACCUGGGGCACUUUUGGAAGUUUUCACUACACCCCUUAGAGAAUGGCUUAUGAGUUGUUUACACAUUCCUAGACACGUGGCUGUGUUGAGACUGAGUGUAAUUCACACACAUAAGCUGACAUACGUUUAUAUUUUGAAAGAGUAAAUUGUACAGUCAAAUGUCCAUUGACUUCAUGUUAUUUCAAAGCAUUUUCUUAUUAUAUCUUUAGUUAACCCAACUUUGCUGUGCUGUCUAGUAAAGUAAUUUCACUGUAGCUAAUAAUGUUACAGACUUAUGUAUACCCUUGUAUACCUAGGACAGGGCUGUUUUGUACUCAUAAACAGCAAAAUAUUGUCCUCACUGAUUGAAGAAUUAAAAAGAUGUUAAAAAAUUU